Molecule: messenger RNA, 600 nt
Organism: Saccostrea cuccullata (small rock oyster)
Lineage: Eukaryota; Metazoa; Mollusca; Bivalvia; Ostreida; Ostreidae
Exons: 3
Coding region: 97-585 (162 amino acids)
Source: RefSeq, a predicted model, not a curated record
CAGCAAUCUAUUUAAAGAUAAUGAAAAAUCCCUCGUCUAUUUUUAGCAUUAAAUGAAAUAGUCAGUAACCGUUAUAGGAAUGUUGAAUUUUUCGGGAUGGGUUCGACCUGGAUGAAUGUGUUCUGUAUUGUUUUAUAUUGUUGGACACUUUUCGGACUGAACCUGUCCACACAACCUGACCCUGGAUUUAAGUUUAAUUGUUGGGAACACACGUGCGCCUUUCCUCAUCAAUAUUGUGACUCGGACGAGAAAAGGUGUUUAUUCUGCUCGGAUGACCUUUGCACAUCACAGGAUUUUCCAUUACAGUGUCGCUCAUAUUGCCAAGGUGAAAAACCAACAGUCACUGCUCUUGAAACGUCAACGAAUUCAACAAAAGGAACAAAUUCUGACAUGUCAGGUGAUAUUGAGACCGUUUUGUGGCUUAUUUUCGUCGUUUUACUCAUCAUUUUGGUCAUCAUUGGGGUACUUGUUUUUAUGUUCUGUCGCUCGAAACUCAAUCUACGAAGAGAAUGUAAAUAUAUAACAAAUCCCACAGAAACCGAGGAAUCAAGACAUUCUAUCGGAAUACAGUCAGGUGAAUAUUAAGUGAAAGCAAUUUUU